Messenger RNA from Camponotus floridanus (Florida carpenter ant), 666 nucleotides. RefSeq lists its product as uncharacterized. The transcript has a single exon. The record is from RefSeq and is a predicted model, not a curated record. Lineage: Eukaryota; Metazoa; Arthropoda; Insecta; Hymenoptera; Formicidae. The coding region runs from base 1 to 666 and encodes 221 amino acids.
AUGAAUACCGGCCUAAGAAAAAGAAGCAAGGGAACAGUGAUUGUGGGUUGUGAAGCUGGAAAGGAGGUGAAAAAACUAAAAGAGACAGUUCAAGCUAAGCUGGGAGAAAAUUACAAAGUGAUGGAGUCGCCUCAAUCGAAACCAAAGAUAAAAAUUAUUAACAUAGGUUUAGAAGAGAUGAACUUAGAUGAUAGUGAACUUAUAAGUACGAUAAAGAUACAGAAUAAAAUAGAUACAAUAAAUAUGCGAAUUGUGAAGAGAAUAGUCAAAGAAAAGAGAAAUAGCCAAUCUGAAAGAAAAGGAAAUGAAGAAGGAUCAAUAAUAAUGGAAGCAGAUGAAGAGACGCACGGGCUGAUAUUGAAGAAAACAAAAUUAAAUGUAGAAUGGAAGAAAUGUCCUGUAUUUGAUCACAUCAACGUUAAAAGAUGCUUUAAAUACUGGGGAUAUUAUCAUAUCGCAAAAAACUGUACGCGAGAGGAAACAUGCCAUAAAUGCGCAGGAAGUCAUAACUCGCGUGAUUGUACAGCGACAAAGAAGAAAUGUGUGAAUUGUGUGUUCAAAAAUCGAACAUACAAUCUGAAGAUAAAUGACGACCAUGACGCCCUUAGUCCGGAGUGUCCGACUUUUAAGAGGGCGCUACAGGAGGAGAAGAGGAGAGCAGGCUAG